UUUUCAUGAAAAUUAUCAUUUUUAUUUUAUUAAUAAUAAUAUUAAUUCUAUCCCAUCCCAUUUUACUAAUCGGCGAUCGACGGAAUCCCUAUUCCUCGCCGCCGAUUUCAAUUACUUGAAUCCCUCAUUUGUUCCCUUCGCUUAGUUAAGUGAGCUCCCCUACAACACAAAUAUAGAAAAAAGAUUUCUGAUUUUUUGUUUCCCGUUUUAUCGGUACAGAGAUUCAAAAAUUAGCUCAUAAUCUUGAUUUUUGCAAGCUGUAAAAGGCACGUGGCGAUCUGUGUCUUGCUUCACUUCUCAAAUAUAGAAAAGAUGAAAUGGUUGAAUAUGUCAAUUCAGUCUUUUUUAAGGUUAAGCAUGUUGGGAGACAUAUGACAACAUUAAUUUCGAGAGUUUGGUUUUGAAGUUUGCCUAAAUUUUCUGAAUGGACGCCAACAAAGAGGAAGCCCUUAAAGCGAAAGAGACCGCUGAGAAGCGAUUUUGUGAAAGAGACUUUGAAGGUGCUAAGACCUAUGCCUUAAAGGCUAAAUCACUGUAUCCUGAAUUGGAAGGUAUAUCGCAGAUGGUAUCCACAUUCGAAGUGUAUGUUGCCUCUGAGGCUAAAUGUAUGGGUGAAACCGAUUAUUAUUCAAUUCUUGGGUUGAAGCCUUCAGCAGACAGAGAGGCAGUGAAGAAACAGUACAGAAAGUUAGCUGUGUUACUCCAUCCUGAUAAGAAUAAAUGUGUGGGAGCUGAUGGGGCAUUCAAACUUGUAUCCGAGGCUUGGACUUUGCUGUCGAAUAGAAUCAAGAAAAAUUCACAUGAUAUCAAGAGAAACAAACAGAUGGCUUCGGGAGUGGUUCAAACUUCAACAUAUGCUUCUGGGGUAACAUGUGUUAAUGCUACCUCACAAAGUAGACUUGAUACUUUCUGGACUGUAUGCACAUCAUGUAAAGUUCAGUAUGAAUAUCUUCGGAAAUAUGUGAACAAGAGACUUUCAUGUAAGAACUGCCGUGGUACGUUCAUUGCUGUUGAAACUGGAUCAGCCCCUGUGAACGGUUCUUUCCCGUAUUGUCCUUGGUCAUAUGUGCCAAGUAAUGGAUAUGGGAAUCAUGGAAAUGGGGUCAUGUAUGUCCCAACAAAUGCUACUUUUUUCAGUGGAAAUGGGGUUUCAGGUUAUCAUUCUGGGCAUGGGUAUGAGUAUGUUCCUAACAUGUCAUUUCAAUGGAGCUCGUUCUCUGGAACUUCUACCGGGGUUGUGAGUCAUAAUGGAGUAUCAGCCAUUUCCACUGAUGCCAUUUAUCAGAGCAAUGGAGAGGCUAGAGUAGCAGGGUCGAAGGUGAAAUCUGGUGCCAAUGGAAAAGCCUCAAAAAGCUUUGCCGCUCAGUCAACGCAAAUUUUUUUUAAUGGUUAUAAUGAAUCUUUAGGAUCCAAGCCCGGUAACAUUGAAAAGAAGAGGAAGGUUAUUAUUGAUUCUGGAUAUAGAAAUGGAUUUGAAGACAAAGGAUUAGAAUCUCCAGAAGCAGGAUUAGCAAAUGCAUAUGGGAAAGAGCCUGAUCCAAAGCUUUUCAACUCCAGUGAACCCCCAAAUAGGCGAUGCAUAUUGACUCCGGCAUUUGAUGCUCGAAAAUUGUUAAUUGAGAAGGCGAGGACUGAAAUCCGGAGGAAACUGGAAAAUAUUAAGUUGGCUUCGGAGGCAGCUGCUGCAGCUUCAGUAGGUAAAUCAGGAGCUAAUGAAGAUGGUCAAUCACUAGCAGCUGGGAAGGUUCUCAAGAGGACAAAUUUAGCUGUUUCUGCUGAUCAAUCAGCAUCAAAUAAAGGUGCAUCAGUCUCAAUUACAGUCCCUGACUCCGACUUCCAUGAUUUUGACAAAUAUAGAUCGGAGGAAUGCUUCAAACCAAAGCAAAUAUGGGCCCUUUAUGAUGAAGAUGAUGGUAUGCCUCGUUUGUAUUGUUUGAUUCGGCAGGUUAUCUCCAAAAAACCAUUUAAGAUUCUCAUCAGUUACCUGAACUCCAAAACUGACAAUGAAUUCGGGUCAGUGAAUUGGGUGGAUUCUGGGUUUACUAAAUCUUGUGGACACUUCAGGGCAUGGAAUUCUGACAUAAUAGAUCAAGUUAACAUUUUCUCUCAUCUUCUGAGAGGACAAAGGGCUGGAAGGGGAGGCUGCAUUCGCAUAUUCCCGAAAAGAGGAGAUGUUUGGGCUGUUUAUCGGAAUUGGUCACCUGAUUGGAACAGGUCAACUACUACCGAUGUGAGGCACCAAUAUGAGAUGGUUGAGGUGCUCGAGGAUUACAAUGAAGAAGUUGGAGUUUGGGUUACUCCCCUCGUCAAAUUGAUUGGUUUCAAGACUGUGUAUCAGAGAAACACAGACAAGGAUGCCGUUAGAUGGAUCCCGAGGAAAGAGAUGUUUCGGUUUUCACACCAGGUUCCAGCUUGGUUACUUGAAGGAGAAUCCGGUGAUUUGCCAGAUCGAUGUUGGGAUUUAGACCCGGCUGCAACUCCAGAUGAACUUCUUCAUGGUGCAUCAGAAGCCAAAGCUGAUUAGUCUGGAAUUUGAUUUACCAUUCUUUCACAACAUUUAGAUCGACUGUACAAACAUUUCACACAUGGCAUGGUUACUGUUUUCGGCCAAUGCAAAACAUUAACUCCUGAUGGUUUUUGAGGAUGUAAUAUUGCAGAGGAACAGUUUUUACAAUCCUGGAAGAAAAGAACACUCUCUUGCUCGUUCCAGCUGAUGAAUUGGAACCGAGU
Hibiscus syriacus is the source of this 2730-nucleotide messenger RNA. RefSeq lists its product as uncharacterized. NCBI's taxonomy places the organism in Eukaryota, Viridiplantae, Streptophyta, Magnoliopsida, Malvales, Malvaceae. The transcript has 2 exons. Bases 425 to 2524 code for a protein of 699 amino acids. The record is from RefSeq and is a predicted model, not a curated record.